Molecule: messenger RNA, 759 nt
Organism: Eimeria mitis
Lineage: Eukaryota; Apicomplexa; Conoidasida; Eucoccidiorida; Eimeriidae
Exons: 4
Coding region: 1-759 (252 amino acids)
Source: RefSeq, a predicted model, not a curated record
AUGGGGGCCCCCCUAGAGGGCCCCUGCGGCCUGGGGGUCGAAGGCUACCUAUCUCUUAUGCUGCUGCUACACCAGCAGCAGCUACAACAGCUCCAGCAGCAGCAGCUACAGCAGCAGCAGCAGCAGCAGCAGCAGCAGCAGCAGAAAGCCCCAACCCCCCUGCUGCAGCUCAGCAGCAGAAGGAGACAGAGACAAAAACGCAUGCAGCGCGCUGCGGCGCUCGGAGAGAAGACGCUGGCGACGCUGCUGCAGACGCUCUCUAUGCUGCAGCAGCAACAGCAGCAGCAGCAGCAGCAGCAGCAACAGAAACAGCAGCAGCAGCAACAGCAGCAGCAGCAACAGAAACAGAUAUGGGGCCCCCACAGGGGCCCCCUCAUGGGGGCCCCCCUAGAGGGCCCCUGCGGCCUGGGGGUCGACGGCUACCUAUCUCUUAUGCUGCUGCUGUACCACCAGCAGCAGCAGCAGCAGCUGCUGCUGCUGCUGCUGCUACACCAGCAGCAGCUACAACAGCUCCAGCAGCAGCAGCUACAGCAGCAGCAGCAGCAGCAGCAGCAGCAGCAGGUAUGUGAAAGAAAGAGAAAAAAGGUAACGCACAAAGCGACAACAGACAAGCAGCAACAGCAACAGCAGCAACAGCAGCAGCAGCAACAGCAGCAACAGCAACAGCAGCAGCAGCAACAGCAGCAACACCAGCAGCAGCAACAGCAGCAACAGCAACAGCAGCAACAGCAGCAACAGCAUCAGCAACAGCAGCAAUAG